Messenger RNA from Myxocyprinus asiaticus (Chinese sucker), 664 nucleotides. RefSeq names its product mitochondrial ribosomal protein L55 (gene mrpl55). The transcript is spliced from 3 exons. NCBI's taxonomy places the organism in Eukaryota, Metazoa, Chordata, Actinopteri, Cypriniformes, Catostomidae. Gene Ontology annotation, biological process: translation. Gene Ontology annotation, molecular function: structural constituent of ribosome. Gene Ontology annotation, cellular component: mitochondrial large ribosomal subunit. Bases 144 to 542 code for a protein of 132 amino acids. The record is from RefSeq and is a predicted model, not a curated record.
GACCAUUUUAUUCUGAUGCCCCUCCAUGCCGUUUAGUGAUGGUGACCUUCUUCGUUCUGUAGCAUAAAUUAUACUAUUAUUAUGGCACAUUUAUGAAGAAAUUAAUUUGACAAUAUUUUUUCAGCGUUGCAGAUGUUCUGAGCAUGGCUUUAAACACAAUUGGCCAGCCUUGCAAGGGUUUGUUUAGGUGUCUUCAGACAGUUGUUACCCACAGGUGUUUGCAAGCAAAAUCUACAUUACACUCCACAGUCUCUCAGUCAAACUCCAACAGAACUUGUGUGGUCUGCUUUGGGAGGCAGAAAUAUGAGAGGAUGUAUCCAGUUCUCCUCGUUAGACCCGACGGCUCCACUAUCAACAUCAGAUAUAAAGAGCCCAGAAGAAUAAUGAAGAUGCCUGUGGAUAUCACCACCCUCUCUGAGGAGGAGAGGAAAAUCAGGAUGCGGAAAAGAGAACCAAAGAGGGGAGCUGUCAAACAGAAAUUGGAGGAGUUUGAGGAUGAUUUCACAGUGGAUGAUUACAGCAAAUUCUGGAAAAAGAAAUGAAUGGACUGAAGUCUUGUAGUUGAUUGCCUCAUUCAGAGUAUUUACAUUGUCUCACAUGUACACAGUUAUAAUUUUGUUUUAUAUGUCACCUUGCCAUUAAAAAGUCUUGUUUAAUGUUUAAA